Molecule: messenger RNA, 969 nt
Organism: Cydia amplana
Lineage: Eukaryota; Metazoa; Arthropoda; Insecta; Lepidoptera; Tortricidae
Gene: Tango2
Product: transport and Golgi organization protein 2
Exons: 7
Coding region: 84-896 (270 amino acids)
Biological process (GO): Golgi organization; protein secretion
Cellular component (GO): Golgi apparatus
Source: RefSeq, a predicted model, not a curated record
AGUAUUUAUCUUGUAUAUUUGGACGCCAAUGCAAGCUGCUGUCUCGACGUUUGCAGUAUCAGCUUCUGACUCCUUGUGCAAAAAUGUGUAUACUGUUUUCGUAUUGUGGUGAUAAUGUUGCGGAGAGUGACUACCAGCUGAUUGUAGCGGAGAACCGAGACGAGUAUUAUGAUCGGUCAGCACUUAACAUGUCCCUAUGGAAUGACUCGAAUGUUGUAGCAGGUCGGGAUCUGGGAGCCCCUGAUGGUGAUGGCACUUGGCUGGCCGUAUCUCCACUAAGGAGGAAGCUUGGGGUUCUUCUUAAUCUGCCAUACAGUAAGAGGGCAGAUGCAAAAAGUAGAGGCAGAUUGGUUACAGAUUAUGUGCAAUGUGAUUUGUCUAUUGAAGAAUACAUUAAGACAAAAGAGGACUAUGUUAAAGAAACAAAUGAAUUUGUUUUAGUAACUUAUGACUUUGGAAAGAAUACCAAAAUGAACACAUAUACAAACUCCACUAACCAACUGCAAACCUGGGAGUAUACAUGCCUGGGUUUCUCAAACAGUCUCCCGGAGAAGCCCCUAACAAAGGCUGUAGCGGGCAGGAGGGCCCUUUAUGAUAUAUGCAGCAGACUCAAUAAGGUUACUAUGAAGCAGCACUUAAUAGAGGAGCUACUUACAUUGUUGAAAUCAAAGGAACAACAUUUACCUGACCAAGAAUUACAAAACAGAACUCCAAUGUAUCAACAAUUCAGUUCAAUAUUUGUCACUAUACCAGAGGGCAGAUAUGGAACAAGGACCCAUACAAUAGUGCUCUUAACAAAGACAGGGCAUUUAGACAUCAUUGAGGUAAGCAUGCAGAACCCGGUUGACCUUGAAAACCCAAAUUGGAAGAGAACAGAAUUCCACAUGGAUUUAUAAUCUAGCUACUUAGUAAACCAAAUGUAUGGAUUGUUAUGUUGUGAAAUAAAUUAUUUUAUAUUCUAAAUUUUCA